CGAAACUAGAAUGUUUACAAAAAUGGCAGCGGCUCCGAAGAUAACGGUUGCCGCUAAAUUCGUAUGCCGCCUCCGAGAUAUUACUGUUCGUACCACCAAUUCUUAUCCUUCUGUCACUGUUUCUCCUAGCAUCUCGCUGAGGUCCAUUACUAGUACUAGUACUUCCCAUAAGAAGAAGAAGAAGAAGAACCAGAAGUUAGCGCCGGUGGUUGCGGCACAGAAAUCGGCGGCGGCGGGUUUGGUGAAGGAAAAGAGGAGGACGCGUUCUGACAAGGAAUUCGACAAGGAAUCGAUUCUGCGAUAUGGAGAUAACCCCUCUCAUAUUCCUGUGAUGCUCGCUGAAGUGCUGGACGUCUUCUCAUCUACUUGUUGGAGACCUUUACACUCUUUUGUCGAUUGCACGCUCGGAGCCGGUGGCCAUUCCUCUGCUAUAAUUAAUGCUCAUCCAGAGUUGAAGUUUUUUGUUGGCAUGGACGUAGAUCCUGUGGCACAUGAGAAGGCUCAAAAACGAAUUAAUUCCGUCUUGCAUUCUGACUCAGACUCUGGUAAAUCUGCUUUUGACCUGAAAGUGUACCACUCGUUAAAAAAUUUUCGACAUAUCAAGUCUGCACUAAGUGAAACUGGCGAGGAACGCUUGGACCGUGGAGUUGAUGGCAUUUUGAUGGACUUGGGAAUGUCAUCCAUGCAGGUGGACAAUCCUCAGAGAGGAUUCAGCGUGCUAAGUGCUGGACCACUUGACAUGCGGAUGGACCCUCAGGCAAGUCUUCAAGCCGAAGACAUAUUAAAUUCCUGGCCAUCUACUGAAGUGGGCCGUAUACUGCGAGAAUAUGGGGAAGAAAGCAAUUGGCGAAAUUUGCAAAAUAAGAUUGUUGAAGCCCGAUUACAUGGUGGAUUGCAUUCUACCAGUGAUUUGGUAGAUCUUAUUAAGCGCAUGUCUCAUCCAAUGAAAGGUGGAAGACAAGGUUGGAUAAAGACAGCAACCCGGGUAUUUCAAGCUCUGAGAAUCGCGGUUAACGACGAACUGAACACCCUGAAAGAUUCCCUAAAUUCUUGCUUUGAAUGCCUCGCACCUGGAGGUAGGCUUGCAGUCAUAUCUUUCCACAGUCUGGAGGACAGAAUUGUGAAGCAAACGUUUCUUGAUAUUAUUAAAGAGAAGGCCAAUGAUAUAGACGAAGGGGAGAACAACAACAAUGAUUCAAGAGGCAUCAGAAGUAAGAUUGAAGAGAAUGAAACAUGGAUAAGGCAUACAGUACAUGGAUCAAAGGGAACAAUUUUAACGAAAAGGCCAAUCACGCCAUCGGGAGAGGAAGAAAAAUUGAACCGCCGAAGCAGGAGUGCCAAGCUCAGGGUAAUUCAGAAGCUCUGAGGAAAAUGUGACAAAUUGUAAUUGUAUUUAUAAAUGCUUCUUUCAUAUUGAUUUUUAUAUACCAUCCUCAGCGGCAUAUAUGCAUCCCGAGAAGCUAUUCCUAAAACUAUUAAAGUAUUUCUAUUGGAAUCAACACAGAAGUAUCAGAUUGGAUGCAUUCAAUUUGAAUCUCUUUCACACCUC
Neltuma alba is the source of this 1549-nucleotide messenger RNA. Its product is annotated as ribosomal RNA small subunit methyltransferase H. NCBI's taxonomy places the organism in Eukaryota, Viridiplantae, Streptophyta, Magnoliopsida, Fabales, Fabaceae. The transcript is spliced from 5 exons. The coding region runs from base 11 to 1366 and encodes 451 amino acids. Gene Ontology annotation, molecular function: rRNA (cytosine-N4-)-methyltransferase activity. Gene Ontology annotation, biological process: rRNA base methylation. The record is from RefSeq and is a predicted model, not a curated record.